Xiphophorus couchianus (Monterrey platyfish) is the source of this 959-nucleotide messenger RNA. RefSeq names its product C-x(9)-C motif containing 1 (gene cmc1). The record is from RefSeq and is a predicted model, not a curated record. Gene Ontology annotation, cellular component: mitochondrion. The transcript is spliced from 4 exons. Lineage: Eukaryota; Metazoa; Chordata; Actinopteri; Cyprinodontiformes; Poeciliidae. Bases 117 to 440 code for a protein of 107 amino acids.
GGUUUCUGGGAUUUGUAGUUCAGAGACCUCAACUUGACGUCAGCGGAAGUCUUGGCGCAUUCACGAGCUAGGUCACAUUGGUGCCGUUUGGUAAUGUUUUGAGCAGCUCUGCUACGAUGGAGGCAACAAACACAGAGGAAGUCCCUCUAAGGCAUGUGGAGAAGGAUGUUCUGAUCCCCAAGAUGAUGAGGGAGAAAGCCAGGGAGCUCUGUGCAGAAAGAGUUGAAGCCUUCAACAGCUGCUGCAAAGAGUCCGGCUUCCUUAUGGUGUUUAAGUGUCGAGAAGAAAACUCAGCCCUGAAGGAAUGCCUGACACAACACUACCAGGAUCCGGCGUUUUUCGAAGAGUGCAAACGACUGUACAUCCAAGAAAAACUGGAAUUUCAGAAGACGGGGAUACCGGCCAAGAACAGGACCCAGAAACUUCCAACCAGCAUGUAACAAUCAAAAUGAUAACCACGUGUCUUUCUUCUGGGCGCCCAGAUUCCAGGAAUUCUGGAGGCAGUUCGGCCAAGUUUGCUACUCAUACUCACUACAAGACUGCAUUGUGUGAAAAUCUUCGGCAUAUUUACCAUUUCUUUGGUUUGCAGUAGUGGACUUUAAUUCAAAUGAUCUUGUUUAAUGUCCAGUCCAUGUGUAUAAUGAGUCAUAGGUGAAGUAUGUAGAAAAAAUGACUACACAGGAUCAGUCCUGAGGAAUUUCUGGGACUGCAGCAUUUUAACCUUAUCCAGGUUAAAGUGCUGCCUAUGUGCUAAUUCUACUGGAUCAGUUGUAUCAAUGUCUCUGUUUGUUGUUUUUGCUUUGUCAUCAGCGCAAGACAUUGUGUUGCUUUUUGAAGAAUCAGAAAAAUAUUUGAAUGUUACAAAGAGAAAAGCUUGAAACAACCACUUGUAAGUAUGUGGCGUUGCACAUAAUUUGUUUUCAAUGCAGGAAAAAAUAUUUGCCAGAAUUAAAAAUAAA